Molecule: messenger RNA, 639 nt
Organism: Camellia sinensis
Lineage: Eukaryota; Viridiplantae; Streptophyta; Magnoliopsida; Ericales; Theaceae
Source: RefSeq, a predicted model, not a curated record
AUGGAGGACGAGGACAACAAUUCUAGAGAGAUCGACGUUCCAUUGGGUGAUGCUUUGACUAGAGGCAGUAAGGUUGAUUCAGAACUUGUAAUGGAUUAUAGUAAUGAAUUUAUUACUUAUGAGAUAUUCAAGAGUCGAAAUGAGUUAAUUCGAUGGGCACGUCAAGUUGGAAGAAGAAAUGGAUUCGUUAUUGUUGUGCAGAAAUCAGAUGGGGGUGAUAUUCGUGGUAGGAAGCCAAGACUUAGCUUAGCUUGCAAGAUGAGUGGAUCUUAUAGCGACACUCGAAAAAACAGCAAGCCUAAGACAAAAAAAGCAAGACUGACUGAAUAUCUUGAGGGUCAUUCUUAUGCUGGAAGGUUGUCACAUGAGGAAACCUCUUUGUUGGUAGACAUGUCGAAGAGUAUGGUACGACUGAGUGAGAUAUUGGUUACAUUGAAACAACGUGAUGAUGCAAAUGCUUCCACAAUGAAGACAAUUUACAAUGCACAUCAUAGGUAUAAAGUUGCUGAAAAAGCUGGGAGAUCUCAAAUGCAACAACUAUUAGGUCAGUUAGCGAUGAACAAGUACAUUGAGUGGCAUAGAAACUGUGCAGAUACUGAGACAGUGACGGAUUUAUUCUUGCACAUCCUGCUAGUUUGA